This is a messenger RNA of Procambarus clarkii (red swamp crayfish), 1733 nucleotides long. RefSeq names its product splicing factor 3a subunit 2 (gene Sf3a2). Gene Ontology annotation, molecular function: nucleic acid binding; zinc ion binding. NCBI's taxonomy places the organism in Eukaryota, Metazoa, Arthropoda, Malacostraca, Decapoda, Cambaridae. Gene Ontology annotation, cellular component: U2-type prespliceosome; catalytic step 2 spliceosome; nucleus. Gene Ontology annotation, biological process: spliceosomal complex assembly. The record is from RefSeq and is a predicted model, not a curated record.
CACCACCACGCUACGGAGACACUCACCACCACCACGCUACGGAGACACUCACCACCACCACGCUACGGAGACACUCACCACCACCACGCUACGGAGACACUCACCACCACCACGCUACGGAGACACUCACCACGCCACGGAGGUACUCGCCACCACUGACGCCACGGACGGCCAAGACACGGGACAGCUUAGUCAGAGCGCUCCUCGUCAUACCAACAUUCACAAGACUCCACCAGCAGUAGUACCACUAACCUCUCAUUAACUCCAAGUGUGAGGGGUGUACACUGACAUGAAAGAUGGCAAUCAGGAACUGCAGCUGAUGAUGUAUAUAUACAGUAUAGGGACAGGAGGAGGAAAGGAGCAUAGCAACGGUUUGCAAUCUGCAUAAAGUACUGUGGCUUGAAUUACAAGAAACAUAAAAGAUGGACUUCCAACAUCGAGCAGGAGGAAAAACAGGAGGUGGUGGGCAGGCAUCAUGGUCGGAGAGCAACAGAGACCGGCGAGAGCGGCUGCGUCAGCUUGCCCUUGAAACCAUUGACUUAAACAAAGAUCCUUAUUUUAUGAAAAAUCAUUUAGGGUCUUAUGAAUGUAAAUUAUGCCUCACCCUUCACAAUAAUGAGGGAAGUUACUUGGCCCACACUCAGGGCAAGAAGCAUCAGACAAAUUUGGCUAGACGUGCUGCAAAAGAAGCCAAGGAAUCUCCAGCACAACCUGCACCAGAGAAACCCCGUGUUGAGAUGAAGAAGUUUGUUAAAAUUGGUCGACCUGGCUACCGUGUUACCAAACAGAGAGACCCAGAGACUGGUCAGCAGAGCUUAUUGUUCCAGAUUGAUUACCCAGAAAUUGCAGACAAUGUAGCACCACGUCAUCGUUUCAUGUCGGCUUAUGAACAGAAGGUAGAGCCCCCAGAUCGUAAAUGGCAAUACCUUCUGUUUGCUGCAGAACCAUAUGAAACAAUAGCCUUCAAGGUGCCUAGUCGAGAAGUAGAUAAAUCCUGGACAACAUGGAACAAAGAAACAAAGCAAUUCUUUUUGCAGUUUGCUUUCAAAAUUGACCCAAAAGCCAAAAUGGUUCCUCCAGCUCCUCCGCCACUAUCAGGACCUGGUGGACCACCGGGACCUCCAGGUCCCCCAGGACCUCCAGGUAUGCCUCCACCACCUGGAUUGCCUCCACGCCCACCUAUGAUGCCUCCUGGACCCCCUCCUCCAGGCAUGCCACCUCCGCCUGGACCCCCUGGUAUGCCACCACCGCCUCCAAUUAGGCCUCCCAUGCGGCCAAUGAUGCCACCUCCUCCUGGCCCACCAGGACAUCAUGGGCCACAUGGUCCUCAUGGUCCUCAUGGUCCCUUAAGACCUCCCCCAGGCCCCCCUGGCAUGGGUCCACCUCCAGGCAUGCGUGGACCACCACCACCACCAGGAGGCCCCCCACCUCCACCACCUCCAUUUAACCCAGUUCCUCCACCUCCACCAUCUGGUGGAGUACCGCCACCUCCACCACCAAAAAGUUAAACAAACAAAAUAUAAAGUAAAAAUAAGAUCGUUUUCUUCAAAAUUCUGUAUUUCAAAAUUUUCUGCUAUCAGUUGGUAAACUAAAUACUGUAAUAGAAUAUUUUACUUGUAAUACUGUUUAGUACUAUAUUUGGGCCUAAUUGAUAUGCCCCUACCCCCCCCCCCCUCACCACCCAAGCUUAGUAAAUAGUUUUUAUAUGUUAGACUAUUAAAGACGGCCAGCUA